Messenger RNA from Rhododendron vialii, 1836 nucleotides. RefSeq names its product alcohol dehydrogenase 3-like. NCBI's taxonomy places the organism in Eukaryota, Viridiplantae, Streptophyta, Magnoliopsida, Ericales, Ericaceae. The transcript has 11 exons. Bases 103 to 1551 code for a protein of 482 amino acids. The record is from RefSeq and is a predicted model, not a curated record. Gene Ontology annotation, molecular function: zinc ion binding; S-(hydroxymethyl)glutathione dehydrogenase [NAD(P)+] activity. Gene Ontology annotation, cellular component: cytosol. Gene Ontology annotation, biological process: formaldehyde catabolic process.
AGACACAUUCGACGCUACACAGCAAAACCCCGCCAAACCCCUCCCUCCCUUUCAAGAGCGAGAAAACUCUCUCUCUCUCUCUCUCUCCCCUCCGAAACAGUAAUGCUAGCAAACCGUAGCUUCCAUGGAGUACCUCAUCCUCCGCCCCUUCACUUCACCCGUUCCAACCGCUGCACACUCUCUCUCUCCUCUUCCUUCUCGCCUCGCUCCGAAACGACUCCGCUCUUACCUCCUUCUCUAUCCACUGGUCCAUCAGACAAAAGAAGGUCUUCUCUGUUCUGUAUUCAAGCCCAAUCGGAGCCGUCCGAAUCGACCAGCGAUGCGGCCGCUCUGUACUCCCAGCCUUUCUCCGUCAAAAUCCCGGUCGGCGAUAGACAUUUUUCUAGUGGGAAGAAAGGAAAGGAAGAGAUGUCGAGCACUGUUGGUCAAGUCAUACGUUGCAAAGCUGCUGUGGCUUGGGAAGCAGGGAAGCCACUGGUGAUCGAAGAAGUGGAGGUGGCGCCACCUCAGAAGAUGGAGGUUCGUCUGAAGAUCCUCUUCACCUCUCUCUGCCACACUGAUGUUUACUUCUGGGAAGCAAAGGGUCAGAACCCUUUGUUUCCUCGAAUCCUCGGACAUGAGGCAGGAGGGAUUGUGGAGAGUGUUGGAGAAGGAGUGACGGAGCUUGCACCAGGAGACCAUGUGCUUCCAGUAUUCACUGGAGAAUGCAAGGAAUGUGCUCACUGUAAGUCUGAAGUGAGCAACAUGUGUGAACUUCUGAGGAUUAACACAGAUAGGGGAGUAAUGAUCCAUGAUGGGAAAUCAAGAUUCUCUAUCAAUGGCCAACCCGUUUACCAUUUCGUUGGGACAUCCACCUUCAGCGAGUACACGGUGGUCCACGUUGGUUGUGUUGUCAAGAUCAACCCGCUUGCUCCUCUGGACAAAGUGUGCAUUCUAAGCUGUGGAAUCUCAACAGGCUUUGGUGCAACUGUGAAUGUUGCAAAACCAACAAAGGGCUCAACGGUGGCAGUUUUCGGAUUGGGAGCAGUAGGCCUAGCAGCGGCAGAAGGAGCCAGAGUGUCCGGUGCUUCGAGGAUUAUUGGUGUGGAUUUCCAUGCAAACAAAUUGGAGCGAGCAAAGCAGUUUGGUGUGACGGAGUUUGUGAACCCCAAAGACUAUACCAAACCAGUUCAAGAGGUCAUCGCCGAGAUGACUGAGGGAGGAGUCGACAGAAGCAUCGAAUGUACUGGAAACAUUGAUGCUAUGAUUUCAGCAUUCGAAUGCGUCCACGAUGGCUGGGGUGUAGCUGUUCUAGUGGGAGUCCCACACAAAGAUGCUGUAUUCAAAACACACCCUAUUAAUUUCCUAAAUGAAAGGACUCUAAAGGGCACCUUCUUCGGAAACUACAAACCCCGGUCAGACAUUCCUGCAGUAGUAGAAAAAUACAUGAACAAGGAACUUGAGCUGGAGAAGUUCAUCACUCAUCAAGUCCCUUUCUCGGAGAUCAAUAAGGCCUUUGAUUACUUGCUCAAAGGCGAAAGCAUUCGAUGCAUUAUCCGCAUGGAGCAUUAGAAUGAAGGGAAUCCAUGGUAUCUGACGCAAUACUCUUUGUAAGCCUAUGUCUGGGUUUUUAUCCGUCUUCUAGGUGUUCAUAUGCUUCCACUAAUUCCAAUGUUUGUCCGAAUUUUGGUAAUAAAAGAGAAUGUUAUGAAUCUCUUUUAUGGUUUGGCGUCUGAUUCUCUGUUUGUGCAAAUUUAGGACGACGGUUUAGCCCAACAGCAAAACUUUCCAUCGGCAUCCCUGAUGGCGCUUUGAAUCGCAAAAAAAGGUCAUUCUAAAUGGGGAUAAGAUUGUGUA